UUGAUGGCUAAAGGCCACAAAGACCUCCUGGGAUAUUUGUUCAUAAUAAUGUUUGUAACCCUGUUUCUUUCUUGUGUCUUUGUAGCCUUAUUUCUACUAAAACCAAAUCUGCUUUUCUUUAGAUGGUCUCAUAGAUGAUGCUGUUAGAUCUUCAUGUUCAUUGAAAUGCUAUGUAAAAAUGUUUUAAAGCUAUGGCACUGUGUAAAGUGUUCCAUCUGAUUUGAUCUGAGAGGUGAUAUUAAUUACUAAAGCCAGAUAUAAGUACCUUUUUUAUUAGCCAAAUGCUACUUUUUUAAGAGUUUAGAGGGUGCGCCAGUUGUUAAGUCUCUGAAUAGAAACUGAAACACAUGUGGGCAGUCCUGCAAGCAAGUUUCACACUUCUAACGCCCUAAAGUUUAACACAUUUUGAACUUUGUUUCUGUACUCAGUGUGGAAACAUAUGAAUGAGAUCAUUUCAUGUAUAGGAACUUUAGAGAAUUUUUUAAUUAUUAUGUAGACUUUUAUUUAUUUAUUUAUUUUGAUGGAUGCAGGUACUAUUGUCUUUUGAAUGGUUUUAGGGCAUCUCUAAAUGUAUUCUGACGGUUGGUAGGUGGUUGUUUUUCCAGCUCAGAAAAAAUAGCGGACAUCUCCUCAACAACCCACAUGAUUUGUCACUAAUGUUUGUUGGAAAUUAAUAUCUCUGAACUGCAGGAUCAGUUAUGUACCAAAGAGUAAGAUUUAGAGUGAUGGGUGGUUUGUUCCCUAGCAACAAAAAACAAUACAAAAAAAACAAAAAAAAACAAUGCUUGCCUUAACAACCGCUAUAAACACAACAAACCAAUGCAGUCAAAUGACUCAUAGCGCCACAGACGAAAUGAAGUCAUACUGAUUUAAACGACAUGAGGAGACUCCAGACAGUGUGUCCAUCAGCACUGUGAAUCACAUCGGACCAAUGAAGGAGGGAAACCAGUAUGAGCUUCAGUGUGACGUUCUCAAUGUGGCUCCUGUUCAGAAUCUCACUGUCAAAUGGUACAAAGGACAGACUCUGGUGGAUCAAAUCACCUUCAGUGACACCAUCAAGACUCCAGUGAAUGAAACAGCCACACUCAUGAUCCGUCCAGACAGAUCUGAUGAUGGAGUUCAGUACAGGUGUGAAGCAGAGCUGGAACUGGGAGAAGAAGGACCUCAACCUCCUCCUAAUUUCACAUCAGAUCCUCUCAACCUUACUGUAUUUUAUGAACCGAUCAUCAAUGAGACCAAACUGCCCUCCAGAGUGUCUGUGUUUCGAGGAUAUCCAGUGGAGAUUGUUUGUAAAGCCAAAGGAAACCCAAAACCAACAAUCAGCUGGAAUCUCGGCACAAAUAACACAGUUUAUAAUGAAACUCUCACUAUAACAGAUUCAACACCAGAGGAACUGUCCUGCAUUGCAAACAAUUCUGUUGGCACUGACAUCAGACAUGUAAAAGUGUCCAUUCAAGAGACUCCAGACAGUGUGUCCAUCAGCACUGUGAAUCACAUCGGACCAAUGAUGGAGGAAAACCAGUAUGAGCUUCAGUGUGACGUUCUCAAUGUGGCUCCUGUUCAGUAUCUCACUGUCAAAUGGUACAAAGGACAGACUCUGGUGGAUCAAACCACCUUCAAUAACACCAUCAAGACUCCAGUGAAUGAAACAGCCACAAUCAUGAUCCAUCCAGACAGAUCUGAUGAUGGAGUUCAGUACAGGUGUGAAGCAGAGCUGGAUCUGGGAGCAGAAGGACCUCAACCUCCUCCUAAAGUCACAUCAGAUCCUCUCAACAUUACUGUAUUUUAUGAACCGAUCAUCAGUGAGACCAAACUGCCCUCCAGAGUGUCUGUGUUUCGAGGAUAUCCAGUGGAGAUUGUUUGUAAAGCCGAAGGAAACCCAGAACCAACAAUCAGCUGGAAUCUCGGCACAAAUAACACAGUUUAUAAUGAAACUCUCACUAUAACAGAUUCAACACCAGAGGAACUGUCCUGCAUUGCGAACAAUUCUGUUGGCACUGACAUCAGACAUGUAAAAGUGUCCAUUCAAGACGGUGACUGUCCUAUUGAGCUCAACCCACAGAGAGCUGUUGUGAGGUAUGGUGGUUCUGUGGCAGCCGACUGCAAAACUUAUGUCCAGCAUGAUGGGAUGGGAUGGGAAGCCAGUGAGGGAGCAGUGCCCAUGAGCAAAGACAAUCUGAUCACAUGGAGAGUGUCAAACCUGAGAGAAUGGGACAUAGAACCAUUCUGCUACAUAAACCAUAAGGAACAGUGUCAAAAAGAGCUCCCAGUGACUGUUUACAAGACUCCAGACAGUGUGUCCAUCAGCACUGUGAAUCACACCGGACCAAUGAAGGAGAGAAACCAGUAUGAGCUUCAGUGUGACGUUCUCAAUGUGGCUCCAGUUCAGAAUCUCACUGUCAAAUGGUACAAAGGACAGACUCUGGUGGAUCAAACCACCUUCAGUGGCACCAUCAAGACUCCAGUGGAUAAAACAGUCACACUCAUGAUCCGUCCAGACAGAUCUGAUGAUGGAGUUCAGUACAGGUGUGAAGCAGAGCUGAAACUGGGAGAAGAAGGAUCUCAACCUCCUCCUAAAGUCACAUCAGAUCCUCUCAACAUUACUGUACAUUAUGAACCGAUCAUCAAUGAGACCAAACUGCCCUCCAUAGUGCCUGUGUUUCGAGGAUAUCCAGUGGAGAUUGUCUGUGAAGCCGAAGGAAACCCAAAACCAACAAUCAGCUGGAAUCUCGGCACAAAUAACACAGUUUAUAGUGAAACUCUCACUAUAACAGAUUCAACACCAGAGGAACUGUCCUGCAUUGCAGACAAUUCUGUUGGCACUGACAUCAGACAUGUAAAAGUGUCCAUUCAAGAUAAACCGAUCAUCAAUAAGAUCAAACUGCCCUCCAGAGUGUCUGUGUUUCGAGGAUAUCCAGUGGAGAUUGUUUGUGAAGCCGAAGGAAACCCAAAACCAACAAUCAGCUGGAAUCUCGGCACAAAUAAUACAGUUUAUAGUGAAACUCUCACUAUAACAGAUUCAACACCAGAGGAACUGUCCUGCAUUGCAGACAAUUCUGUUGGCACUGACAUCAGACAUGUAAAAGUGUCCAUAAAAGACGGUGACUGUCCUGUUGAGCUCAACCCACAGAGAGUUGUUGUGGAGUACGGAGGUCCUGUGUCAGUUAACUGUAGCACUUCUAUCCCGCAUGAUGGGAUGGGAUGGGAAGCCAGUGAGGGAGGAGUGCCCAUGAGCAAAGACAAUCUGAUCACAUGGAGAGUGUCAAACCUGAGAGAAUGGGACAUAGAACCAUUCUGCUACAUAAACCCUAAAGUUGGUGACCAGUGUUUAUCAUAUCUCCCAGUGACUGUUUACAAGACUCCAGACAGUGUGUCCAUCAGCACUGUGAAUCACACCGGACCAAUGAAGGAGAGAAACCAGUAUGAGCUUCAGUGUGACGUUCUCAAUGUGGCUCCAGUUCAGAAUCUCACUGUCAAAUGGUUCAAAGGACAGACUCUGGUGAAUCAAACCACCUUCACUGACACCAUCAAGACUCCAGUGGAUAAAACAGUCACACUCAUGAUCCGUCCAGACAGAUCUGAUGAUGGAGUUCAGUACAGGUGUGAAGCAGAGCUGGAUCUGGGAGAAGAAGGACCUCAACCUCCUCCUAAAGUCACAUCAGAUCCUCUCAACAUUACUGUACAUUAUAAGCCACAAAUUAAUCUUUGUGAGGACUGGUCUCCAAAGAAUGAGACACCAUUGGUUUCAUAUCCAAAUUUAAAUUCUAUUAAGGGUAACCCUCGUCCAAACAUCUCUUGGAGACGCAAAUCAUCACCACUCAGUGCUUUUGUACCUCUUAACACAAAUGAUUCAGGCAAAUAUGAACUCACUGCCAGUAAUGAACUUGGUAAUUUCACGUGUACCAUAAACAUCUUAGUAGAGUAUCCUCCACAGCUGAACUGCGGGGAGAGAUACGAAGUAAAAGAGAAAACAGACUGGCAACCUCCUUGUUUUGCUGGUGGAUUACCAAAGCCUUAUAUCUUCCUCUACAAAAAUGGAAAAAAUAUCCAGCUUCCCUUUUAUCCCAAAUGGAAUGACAGUGGCUUGUAUCAAUUAAAUGCAAGUAACAAACAUGGAGCUGUGAAUUCUUAUUUCACUCUAAAUAUCCUGUAUGCCCCAAUGAUUCAUGCCAGCCAAGACAAGUUUUCUGUGGAAGAAGACAGCAAUAUAACCCUAGAGUGCAAUUCGACUGGUAACCCAGAACCUGAUGUGUGGUGGAGCUUUAAUAAUAAGAACAUCUCCACUAGGAGGCGCCACAUCUUAAACAUUGAGAAAGCCACGUCUACCAGUGCUGGAGUUUAUACAUGCAGUGCCAAGAAUAAUGUUGGACACAAGGACAAGAACUUCGUAGUGGAGAUAAGAGGCAAGCCUCCAAACUACAUUCUAUAUGUUGUAGCGGCACUGCUUGUACUGCUUGUAAUCAUUGCAUUAUGUCUCUAUUUGUGGAAAAAGAACAAAUCUUCUGGAAGUUAUGAUAUACAGCCAGAGCAUGAAAUGCACCUGUUAAGCAAUGGAGUAAAAUCCUAACAUUGAACAAAGACGAUAUAGUCUAUUGAACAUUCAGAUUAAAAUGAAUAAAUACAUUCGAUAAAAAAAA
Molecule: messenger RNA, 4637 nt
Organism: Megalobrama amblycephala (Wuchang bream)
Lineage: Eukaryota; Metazoa; Chordata; Actinopteri; Cypriniformes; Xenocyprididae
Gene: icam5
Product: intercellular adhesion molecule 5
Exons: 15
Coding region: 932-4567 (1211 amino acids)
Biological process (GO): cell adhesion
Molecular function (GO): integrin binding
Source: RefSeq, a predicted model, not a curated record